Amoebophrya sp. A120 is the source of this 2804-nucleotide messenger RNA. The record is from the annotation of a GenBank genome assembly. NCBI's taxonomy places the organism in Eukaryota, Dinophyceae, Syndiniales, Amoebophryaceae.
AUGGCAUGUUUUAAGUUUCUGUUGCUAGCAGAAUUAUGUUGCGUGGUCAUCAUAUUCAUCCUUUCCGUGCAGCUCUACACAGUGAUUCUGUUUGGACCCCACCGUGUCCUGACUUUUUCGAGCACGAAAGUACUUAAUCGGUGUUCUCUGAAGUAGUUUACUUCCUUCUAGUCAUCUUCCUUCAACAGUUUUCACCACUCUACUUCGGAGGUGUAUCAUCACGACAUGGCGCUCUCCGGCGGCGGGAGCGGCUAUAUGGACGCCGCGUUCCAACAAUCCCGCCGCGGCGGCGAGACCAUUACCCUCCAGCUCGGUCCGGCGGCAAAUCACGCGGGUGUUCAUUUCUGGAAUCUGGAAGCUGCCACGUACCAUGUGGAGGCGAUGCGGAAGGUUGAGAACUCCAGCAAUGGGACGACAACCCAGAGUGGACCAAAUCUUUAUCACGACCUCGACGAAAAGACAGAUCUGUACUACCCCCGCGUCAUCGCCGUAGACGACAAGGGCGCCUCGGGGGGUCUGAAUUGCGAAGACGGCACGUCCAAUUUCGUGUUGAAAGAGGAUAGUAGGACGACUAGUGGUCUUCAUGUUGCAUCACAGAUGGAAGUCGAGCAGGGCGAGUCUUUCUUGGCUCCUAAUCACGACGACGAGGAGCCUUAUUUCGAGCGUUUGCAGAAGUCCUUCCACUGCAAGAGGGUGGAGCAGGACGCGAUCUACCGACACCCGUAUAGUCGGCUGGGGCUCGCUCCUAUCGGCGAAGAGGAAGAUGCGUGGUCCUCGGGAUCUGAGAUAUCCGACGGAGAGGAGCAUCACAACAUCGGAAAAAAUUAUCGCAGUGCGAACUAUCAGGGAAAUCCCAGCCCGCGGAAAGUUCGGAGGAUGACUCCGCAUAAAAAUUCCAGUAUUUCCUCUGGACGGACGCAGCCUGAGCAUUCUGAGCUUCGCUACUGGUCGGACUACCUGCUGCUCGACUACCUACCGAAAUACACCUUCUACGAGCGACAAAACCAGGUAGGCUGUACCAGCGGGGCUGCUGGCGCCGCUUCUUCAAGUACUAGUUCGAGCUCCACCUUCGAGAGGGCGGAACUGGAUGCAAUCGAGGAUCGAUACGUGCGGAAAGCGUUGGAGUCCUGCGACCGACUGGACACCGCGCACUUGUUCGCCGACACGGCGCGCCUCGACUACUCGGACUUGGCAGUGUACAUCCUGCAGUACCUGCGCGAGGAGCAGCCGAAGCUGUGCACAGUGGGGGUCGAGCUGUUCGAUCGAGGAGGCUCUACUUCUCCUUCGCAGCAGAGCAGUUCUGGGACGACAGCCAGCGGUACUAGUAUGCACGAAGAGGCUGUUUUCCGCUACCAGGACCUGUCACGGGCGCGGUUUCUCAAGAGCGUCAUGUCCAGCAGCGACGAACGGUUGCUGGACUGCUUCUUUCCCUGCGAGCUGGACAAGAGGAGCGCGUGUAGGUCCACAAUCCAGCAACGAACCCCCCAUCUCUUCCACGCGACGGCGGACAUCGCACUGGCCGCACACUCAAUGCUGACUUCCUUUUCCCCGUUUUUCCCAAGCAGCAGCACCUUUUGGCGGUCCUUCGAGUUCGUGACGAAGGAGCUGUUCGCGGGAAGUGUGAAACCGCCGGCUGGAGUAGACAAUGUACUAGCGACCGAACAAUAUUCGAUUUCGGACAAGAACUUCCGCCCCUCGGACUCGAUGGGAUUGUGGGACGUAAAUAGAUCGCUUGCGUAUGCGAGAAGCGUCGGUAGCUACAGCACGUACGGAGACUACCAGCGGCAAAGACAAGAAAGCGGCACUGGUGUUGUUCGAAGUACAACGCAAAGUGGAAACAGAGCCAGUUCUACUUGCCCCCUUUUGCUGCCCGCAGACCGAGAUGAGCGUAUCCGACUUUUCAACCUCGUGCGACCGCAGUCGGCAGCUGUGUGGCAAGGAGUUUCGUCGUCGUUCUUGCCGUCGAACAAGCAUUUUCACAACUACACGGGAAAUUCUUCCGCCUUCGAGCAGCACAAAUUCCCGUUCCUCCGCGAGGCUUUGCCUGCAGUGGUGUUGCCGAAAUUUUACCCAAUUCCGGACGAGACCGCGAGGACAAAACGGAUUUUGAUCGAAACCGAGGAUAUCCAAGGGCGAAGUAAAUGCGUCGUCAGCAGUGGGCCGAUGAAGCCUAAUGUAGUGAGAACGCAGUACAAGCAGCUCGACAACCGGGUCACUCUGUUCCGGAGACCAGAGUCAUGCUCAUCAUCUUCACAAGGCAACAGUUACAGCUCAAGAAGAAGCAUAUUCGGCAGCGUGGAGGAAAGUUUGGGAAAGAUUAUGCACCGUUUCGGCGGGGCUGCGAAUGCUUCGGAGCAGAUCCUGGAGCAGGACGAGCUGCGGGAGCUGCAGGCACAUUUUUCGGCGGGUAACGAAGAGGGAUAUUUGUUUUGAUUCAAGAAGGAGUCAACCAGUGAGUGCGAACGAAAAGGACGAGCGAGGAUGAAACAUACGAUAUGCAAGAAAACCAGUCCCAUUGCUUUUCGUUGGAAAGUGCAAAGGCAAAAGUUCCCAAUAUAGCGACAUUUCAACGCACCUACCGAUGUAAGUAAUUCGAGUGCACGCUCUACUUAGAGCAGCGACAUGAAAGAUGACAAGGUUGAAACUACGUCGGACAAAAUAGAUUUUAUGAACAUAGUACUGACCGUGAUCAUAGAGUUGAAAAACAAGAACGAGCACUGUCCUCUAUCGAGGUGCUUAUCAACAAGAAUCCGCAUGCUUUGUUUGUUGAACAGCAUAGCUCAAACAAGGAUGAACAUUCUCAC